AUGAAUCAGAAAAGUGUUGUCCUGGUUUCCCUGCAACUUCUGGUUUUAAACAGCUGCUUGAGUACUUUGGCCAUCUCCAACUUCAGCCUGAGAACAUUCAUUGGCUGUGCUGUUAGGGAAUUCACCUUCUUGGCUAAGAAACCGGGCUGUAAGGGUUUGCGUGUUACAACAGAUGCCUGUUGGGGGCGCUGUGAAACUUGGGAGAAACCUAUCCUAGAUCCACCCUACAUAGAUGCUUAUCACAGAGUCUGCACCUACAACGAAACUAAGCUGGUUACUGUGAAAUUGCCAAACUGCCUGCCCAGCGUGGACCCAUUCUUCACUUACCCUGUGGCCAUCAGAUGUGACUGUGGGGUUUGCUCUACUGCAACUACGGAGUGUGAGGCGCUUUAA
Molecule: messenger RNA, 393 nt
Organism: Staurois parvus
Lineage: Eukaryota; Metazoa; Chordata; Amphibia; Anura; Ranidae
Source: the annotation of a GenBank genome assembly